GGGAAGAUCCCUGCCUCCCCAAUAGGCGGCGUCCCCCCUCCUAGCCAGGCGGGGGAAGAAGGCCACGGUUAUCGAUCCUGCUGCUGGUUAGAGGGAGGAGGAAGCGACACCAGAGAAAAUGGCGGCCGUGGCUGCGACUGCGGCGGUGCCGGGUGAUGGGGGAGCUGGCGAGGUCGAGCCCAUGCCAGGCAGCGAAGCCGGCGCAGACGCGCUCCCUGCCGGCACGCAGGCUGCCGUGGAGUCGGCGGUGCUCGACGCCAGGGAGGAUCCCGAGCCAGCUCCGGGCGGAGAGGCUCAACAGCCGCCGUCGCCGCCCAAGAGCCCAGCGGGGACCCGAGACCUGCCGCAGGCCCAGCCCAACCCGGGCCCCGUGGGCGAGCUUCUUCAGCCUCGCUCGCUCACGGCGACCCUCUCCGGCCAUUCUGAAAAGGAGGAGGCAGACGAGCAGCCCCCGCAGCCCGCCUUGCCGCUGGUACCUCCGCUGCUGCUUGCAGCUGGGGGCCCCGCGGGGCCGGAGCCCGGGGAGGAGCCGCCCCGGCCGGAGGAGGAGGAGCCGGAUGCUGCCGUCGCCGCCGCCGCCAGUACCACCACAAGCGUUGCAAAGCAACCGGAGCUUUCGGUGACUGUGGAGCCGGUGGCUGCCGGUGCAGCGGGGGAGGAGACGCUGUUGCUGCCGGGCUCAGAGGUGCUGGUCACCCUGGAUCACAUCAUUGAGGAUGCGCUGGUGGUGUCGUUCCGAUUCGGGGAGAAGCUUUUCUCCGGGGUCCUCAUGGAUCUCUCCAAAAGGUUUGGACCUCACGGAAUUCCUGUGACUAUAUUUCCCAAACGGGAGUACAAGGAUAAACCUGAUGCCAUGCAGCUCCAAAGUAAAUCAUUCCAAGAUGAGACGCAAGUGAAACGUGAAGCUAACGGUGUUGUCACAGACUCUUCUCCCAUCCAGCCAUCAGAACAUAGCCUGGUUAAAAGCCUAUGGACUUCCAAACCGCCUCCCCUUUUCCAUGUGGGGGCUCCAUACCCUCCUCCUUUGUUUAUCAGGGACACAUAUAACCAAUCAAUACCUCAACCUCCACCUCGAAAAAUUAAGCGGCCCAAGCGAAAAUUGUACAGGGAGGAACCCACUUCUAUUAUGAAUGCUAUCAAAUUGCGACCCAGACAGGUCUUAUGUGACAAAUGUAAGAACAGUGUUGUUGCAGAAAAGAAAGAAAUUAAGAAGGGCAGCAAUGCAAGUGACUCCUCAAGGUGUGAGGAUACUAGGAAACGAAGAAAUGAGAGCGUAACUACUGUGAAUAAAAAAAUUAAAACUGAUCAUAAAGUUGAUGGGAAAAGUCAGAGUGAAAGCCAGAAAAAGAAUUCUGUGGUCAAAGUUGCAAAUAUUGUCCACAACAGAAGCAGAGUAGUCAAAGUUCCCACUCAAGCAAAUACAUCAAAAAACCAACUGAAUACUAAAAAAGUUCUUCAGAGCAAAAACAUGGAUCAUGCAAAAGCUAGGGAAGUUUUGAAAAUAGCCAAAGAAAAGGCACAAAAGAAACAGAGUGCAACUUCAGCUUCCAAAAAUGCACAUUCAAAGGUCCACUUCACGCGGCGUCUUCAGAACACCAGCUCAGGUUCUCUGCCUCCCCGAUUGCGUCUGAAGCCACAAAGGUACCGAAAUGAAGAAAAUGACUCCUCUCUCAAGACAGGGCUGGAGAAAUUGCAGAGUGGCAAGAUGGCAGCUAAGCCCCAGUCUCGCUGCUCGUCUACCCGCUCAGCAGGUGAGGCCCCUUCAGAAAAUCAGAGCCCCUCAGAAGGUCCUGAAGAGGCCAGCAGUGAGGUUCAGGACACAAAUGAAGUGCAUAUACCUGUUGAUCAGGAUGAACAGCAGACCAUGGGCAAGAGAGGCAGCAAAAGCAAUAUUACAGUUUACAUGACCCUUAAUAAAAAGAAACCUGACUCUUCCAGUGCAUCAGUCUGUAGUAGUGAUAGCACAGAUGACUUGAAGUCCUCCAAUUCUGAGUGUAGCACUACUGAAAGCUUUGAUUUUCCUCCAGGCAGUAUGCAUGCACCUUCUUCCUCUUCCUCCUCCUCCUCCUCUUUAAAGGAAGAGAAAAAGCUCAGUAAUUCUUUGAAAAUGAAAGUCUUUUCAAAAAAUGUCUCUAAAUGUGUCACACCAGAUGGCAGGACCAUAUGUGUAGGAGACAUUGUUUGGGCCAAGAUAUAUGGCUUCCCAUGGUGGCCAGCCCGUAUUCUUACUAUAACUGUGAGCCGAAAAGAUAAUGGCCUAUUAGUCCGACAGGAAGCUCGUAUUUCAUGGUUUGGGUCCCCAACAACAUCUUUUCUUGCUCUUUCACAGCUCUCCCCUUUUUUAGAAAACUUUCAGUCGCGAUUUAAUAAGAAGAGAAAAGGUCUUUACCGCAAGGCCAUUACAGAAGCAGCCAAGGCUGCUAAGCAGCUAACUCCUGAAGUUCGGGCCCUGCUGACACAGUUCGAAACAUGAACAAAGUAAGCUCAGAGACAUUAAUCAUCUGCUGUACUUAUGGAACUUUCUUGCACUGGCAUGAAGUCUGUCAGCUAACCAGAAAUUGCAUACACCUGAUAUGCCACUUUCCUCUGCAAUCCAGAAUAUGGUGUAUGCUGACAUACUUCUUUAAAAAACAAAUUGUGCCCCAUUUCCAGGAAAUCUGUAUGUGUUGUAUUUCAGAACUAAAAUGUUGAUAUUUUAUAAACUAUUUUUGCAAUAAACGAAGGCAUGAACCAAGUAGCCUAUUCAACAUAUAAGGAGCAGCUUGAAGUAUGAGGAUAAAGGAUCACGAAGUGUAAUGUUACUCUUCAAAUACAGUUGUCUGAAUGGGCAUCGGUAACUGACCGAGACACCUGGAAUGUUGGCUGUAAAAUUCUGAACAUUUACUUUUGUUCUUAGUAUGUGUUACAUUUUACAUCUUGACAAACAUUAGUCUUUAGUGCAAGUGUUAGCAGAGCUGUAAUCCUUCAACUGUGUUAAUAAGUGCUGACAGAUGUGUUCUGAGACUUAAGGUUUUCCAUAAAGAGAGCAACAAGGGGCAAAAAUAAACAACUCUACCUUGAGUAAUUGUGGCAAAGACCAUCCCUUUUGGAAAUAGUUUGAUGGCUAGAACAGAGGCUCAUUUUUAAAAUGAGCAGUGAAAGAGACUGUAUCACAAGGUACAGAUCUUGUAUUUGCUUGUGUCCGCCCAGCAGUUUCUGCCACAAACAGGUACUGUUAAGAUGGAAUAGUAAUUGGUAUCCAAAGUCAUGACAUUUCUUUUUAUAGCACAGUGAUGUAUUGCACAUUAAGUUAGUCAUAACUAACAUGUUCCACUGAGACUUCCUUGGCAUUUUAAGUUUAGCUGGUUUACACAGGAAAGUUUCUUAUCCCAGGAAGCCUCUAAUCUUUUCUCAACAGGACUUGAGUCUUUAACAGCAAUGUGGUUUCACAUUUCAAUGAGAAUAAGUUAUGCCAAAUUUUCACUGGAUUACACUGAAAGCCUAAAAGAAUUACUUGUUCAGUAUUUUUAAACUGCUUCUCAUUUUGAAAGUAUGCAAAUCCUUGUGUCGGCAGCAAAAUCCAGCAGUUAACUUGACAAAGUGAUGUCAAAAAAAUGCACAAUAUAUAGAUUGAUAUAAUUAACAGCUUUCAUGUGAAUACAAGGAUGCCUUCUAAUAUAUAGAUUUCAGUCUUUAGGAUAUUAAAAUACAUUAAACUAAUUUUUUCCCUAAAAUUAUAUAUUCCAGCAAAUACAGCAAAUUUUCCAAGUUGCAAUCAUAACUUUUCCUCUUUAUUUUAUUUAGUAACAGAUUUAUAUUUUAAAUAGCAUUUGAAACAAGGGGAAGAUGUUUAUUACAAGUCUAUAUUGAAAGAUUUAAUAAUUAUCUAUAAAAACAUUUUUUAAAAGUAUUUAUAGAUUCCAGAGCACCUACUUUUAAAAAGUCCUGCGUAAUAAUGACUAAUAGUAAUUUCAAUUGUGCCCACUUUCAUAAGAAAUUUGGUGACUUUUAAAGGUUCUGCAGUACUCUUUUCACUGAUGUUAAAGCAAAAGAGAAAUGGUAUAAGCUUUUUUUUUUAUAAUUUUUCAUUCAAAAAAGGUUAUUAGAAAAGGCUGAAAGAAACUUUAAUGAUAUAAUGCAGUGUUAUCUAUUCUGGAGGAAAAAUGCUUUUUAAAAAGCAUCUUAAUUUAAAAUGAUGUGUUUUUGCUUGAAAAAUGCAUAAAGCUUGAGGGAGUCACCAUGGCACAAAGUGAUAAGUUUCUACUCAGGAAAAUGGUAUCAAUCUAUACAAACGAGGGUACAUAUAUUGAUUAUGGGCGGAGCCAAUAGUGCCUGCAUAGACAACAUCCCACUGUUAGCCAGAGCUGUUUUUAUUUUUCUUCACACACACACCAAUUCUGCCUAUUUUACCGCAAUUCAAUGAUGUGGAGAAGAAGGGGGCUAAGUUUGGAAUAGAGAUGACUAUUUGUAUUGCUCAUGAAGAAUUGAACUGCAACCACGUUGGUUUUCAUUUUGAGAUUAUGCUGUCAGGGAAAUUUUUAGUGGUAGAAGUAAUCUAUUGCUUUUCACUUUUUUCUUUAGUUGCUUAAUAUUUAAGCUUUGCUUCAUGUUACCUUUUAUGUCUGUAUAUUAUGUCACUGCGCCUCGUUUAUUUGGUAGACUUGAAUAAGGAAAAAUAUUAAACUUUUACAGUUUUGCCUGAAGUUAAAUAUUCAAGAAUUAUUGUGUACCAUGUUUUGAACUAAAAUGUUGAUUUGUUUUCUCUGCACUUUUAAAAAGUUAUCAGAAGCAAUGUUGCUGUCUCUUCAUCUGUUGGUUCUUUGACAGUAAAAGAUUAAUGAAAGUUGUAAUAUUAAGCAGAACUAGCUAACAGCAAUUCCAACAGAAGACAGUUGCUUUCUGAGCAAUGUAGAUUACACCACUUCUAGAGUUUAUAAUUUUACAGAACAGGUAAGGGGGAGGGAGUAUCUUUCUGCAGCAGGAGAAUACAACAUGUCUCCUUACUUUUAAAUAGAUGGUGUUAUUUUCCUCAUUAUUCUCCAGUCUAGUUGGCUUAUAGUUGUAAUUUAAUUUGUCUCGGUGAUAAGCGGGUAAGCCAUUUAAUGGGCUAGAUAUCUUGAAAACUUUGGUGAAACACUGUAGAUUGCUUUUGAGUGCUGCCCAAUACCAAUCUCACUGAGAGUCCAGGUGGUCCCCUAUUGCCAAGCUGUGGGAAAUUAUUCAAGUUCACCCCCAAUAAUCCACCUGGAUCGAUAAAGCAUAUGGGACAGGCCAUAUGAAUAUGCUUCUUCACCCCACAGAGAUCACGGAUAGCAAUAUUAUCUUGGCCAGGAAGUGAUCUGAUCAGGGCAAAUAACUAAAUGUUAUAUUCUCCAUAUGCAGAUCACUAAGCAACUGUUCUGAAGUUUUGUCUUAAUAUGUUGGGACUGACAUCACAAGACACAAAGUGAUGGUUGCUUGGAGGUCAUGUAUUCCCAAAUCUGUCCAGACCCAACACUCAAGACAUGGUAACUGAAACUGCCCAGUAUCAAUAAGCCAAAUGAUUCCAAUGCCAAUAAUAUCAGGUCCAGAAACCAUUGAAAGAUCAUGCUGAUCAGCCAGCAGGAUCUUUAACUUGUUCUUACAGCUCAGUGUAAUAAAUUGGCACUUACAUUUGCUCACUGUAUUUUUGUAGCUCAGUGGCACUGCUCCCUUCCUGACACUAGUUGAUGAACAACAUGAAACACAAUAGAAUGAAUCUCCAAGAGAACAACAUUGGUGCCCUUGCUCAGAGAGGUCCCAGUAAGAUACAUGAGGUCUACCUGUUCUUCUUCCAUCAAGCUAUAGAUAAGCACAGACUCAUUACAGUUACCAUCAACAUUCCCACUGCCAAAAGCCCGGUGAGGGGCUACUGUGCCAGAAAUGAGAUUACCAGCAAUCUCUUUCCCUUAGAACAGCAAACCUAGCAUCCUGCAUCAUAUCUUCCCCAUUCUGUCACUAGCAGGAUCAUGUUACUCUCUCCACUUAACUUCUAUUCCCUCAGUCCAAGGCCACCAACUAAUUUCAAUCAUCCCACUCAAACAAUCCAUCAAUCACACGUGGAGAUCAGUAAUCUAGUGCCACCACUUAUACUGUGCCCAAUUCACUACUUUUUGUUCACCAUCUCGCAUCUCUUUGGAAUCUCUAAAUUCCAGAUUACCAUCCCACUACUACUUCAAGAGAAUCCUGCUUCCUCCUGCUACCUCACUCAGGUAAAUAACCUAUCCAUUCACACCCAGUGAAUUCCCCUAUCUGUAUACAAAGACAGCACACUUAGGUUAAAAAUAUGAUGUAGGUAAAAAUCAGGCAUCAUCUUAAGUAUCAAAGAGAUUCAGUCUUUUAAGGGUUCAUCCAAAAAUGUUCAACACCAUGGCCAGACAAUAUAUCUCUCCUUGUAGUGAGUCCCAAACUUCGAAGACAGUAUUCUCUGUUGUGACUUUCAGGCACACCCAGAGAAAUAAUAGGGAUUUCCACUUCCAACUCCACCAUCUUCUAACUGGCAAAUAGUAGCACAUACUAAUAUGCUGUUGAUGUUCUCGGUCUCUUCUACUUUAUUGCUAAUACUAGACUGUUGAACAAGUCUUAAAUUCCCUUUCCAAUUGCCAAUUCAUCAAAACAUCCUAUAUCUUCAACCACUAGUAAUUGCAAGUCUGCUGGUAAUGAGCCUUCAGGUACUUCCCAGGUCCAGUCCUGUUUUUGCCUCUCCUAUGAGCAGAACUUAAAAAGAUAAAUGUAUGAUGGCUACCAUAUCACACAUCUCUUAAGCCAUACCAACAUCUCUUCUGUAUAGUUUCACACUGGGCAGUCAAAUAAUCGCCUUUCCAGUCUCCACUCUAACCUGAAGCAGGUUAAUUGAAAAUGUUUGCACAUUCCAACAUAGCCAAUAGAUCUCAGUGAUAGGGAAAUAUCACUAUAGGUAUAAAACAGCUUCCAGUUAUAAUCUCUUGGUCAUAUUUCAUUAUUUUUCUUUCUUUCUUUCAACAACCCUGUAAUUCCUUGCAUCGUGGUAGAGUUGGGGCGACUGAACAGUGCUCCAUUUACUGCCCUGCUGCUCUUCCUGAUGCCUAUGCAGAUUACUCAUUGCAUCCAGAGAGAGUAAGAUCUGCCGCUACGUAGGAUGGAAGCCUCCUGAUUGUGAGGUGAGAGCUCCAUCUCUAGGCCACCGGUGCUGCUCUCGGUCAUAUUUCAUUCAUUGGCCUAUCCUAAUUUGUUCAGCUCGUUCCAAACUCUCCUAGCACUAUCUUAACUAUUUUCUUUCAACCAUAUAAACAGAGAAUGCAGCAACUGGCAAAGUCUCUUUUUAAAACUCCUCCUUCCCUAUACUUCUGUAGCAGCUAAUAGUCUUUCUGUACAAAAUCUUGGCAUUCCCCCCCCCCCUUUCUUCCUUGCAGUUUCAAGCUGAAAAUAAUUCUUAAGUCUCUUGGUAUGCACUUCAAAUUGAGAUCUCACAGAUGUUCCACUUUCAAAGUCUGGAGACACUUAAAGGUGUUUGUCCUGCUCAAUUAUCCAGCUUCUUUUCAAAUUCAAUUAUUUCACUAACUAUGGACAAUAAUUUCUAGGAAUCUUGGUAUUUCAUUUAACCUCUUCAUUCUUCCACUCACAAAAUGUUUCCUGUCAGUGGCUGUCAUAUAAUCCCACAGCAUAUAGAGACACCCUGUGCUUACCAUUCAGAAAUGUUUCUUUUUCUCCAAAUGUUUCGCCUCUUUUUUCUCUUUGUGAUUGUGGUUAAAAAGUUCAGUUUUUGUUUCAUUGGCCCAAAAUACUUUUUCCAGAAUGUUUCAGGUUUAUCAAGGAUUUCUAGAUAAUUAUUUUUGAGAUGAUGUUAAAGAAAAGGCUUUUUUUUUUUGCCAGCCCUCCCAUGCAAAUCACUAUUGGCAUAAACAACUCUAUUUGUGAACCAUGAAGUACUUAUUAGAAACAAAGAUUAGCAUUUUAGAAUGGCCUACAAUUCUUGGGCUUGAGUACUAUUAAAAAUCUGUGGGGAGAUCUCAAAUAAACAGCGUGUGGAAGAAGACACAAUAAUUUUUUCAACUAAAGUGUUCUGCAUGGAAGAAGAAGAAAAAUUCCAAAAGCAAAAACAGACCCAGUUAGCUACAGGAAAUAUUUGGAAGCUGUUAUUCUUGCCAAAGAUGUUACAAAAUACUAACAUAAAGGAUAUAUAAAUGUUUCAUGUGCCAUUUUUUACUGCUUUCUUACUCCGAAUAUAUUAGAAUUGCAUAUAAACAGUAAGUAUGUAUUCAAAUUUGCAAAAAGAUGUUUUAACCAUGUAGAAUUAUCAGCUGCACUCAAGGGUUCAAUUGUUGUUUGCAAGUCUAUACUGCAUGAUAGAUUCUUAAAUCCGAAAGAAACAAUGUGGCUAUGAACUGACAAACUGCAGGGACUUAUAUAGGAAGAACUCAGAAAUAAAUGCAUCCUAUUUUCUUUUUCUUUUAUCAAAACAUUCUAUCUUGAGGUUUUAUUGAAAUGAAGGCUGUGUACUAAUAAUAUUAGUUUGAAUACUAUUGGUGAAUAAUGGUGUUUGGUACAAAUUAUACAAUUGCAUUCUAUUGCUUAAAGAUGAAGCCAAAUGUAAUAAAAGCAUGUUUAAACAUC
Molecule: messenger RNA, 8589 nt
Organism: Crotalus tigris (Tiger rattlesnake)
Lineage: Eukaryota; Metazoa; Chordata; Lepidosauria; Squamata; Viperidae
Gene: PWWP2A
Product: PWWP domain containing 2A
Exons: 3
Coding region: 119-2473 (784 amino acids)
Cellular component (GO): nucleus
Molecular function (GO): histone binding; chromatin binding
Source: RefSeq, a predicted model, not a curated record